UCGCAGGCCGAUGACGCGCCGCGGCAGGCGGAGGAGCCGCCACUUCCUGGAGGCGCCGGCCGGGGCCGCCCUCAGCACUUAGCGCUGGAGCCGGGAUCCCGCGGCCGCCGCCAUGUCCCAUCAGACCGGCAUCCAAGCAAGUGAAGAUGUUAAAGAUAUCUUUGCCAGAGCAAGAAAUGGAAAAUACAGACUUCUAAAAAUAUCUAUUGAAAAUGAGAAACUUGUGAUUGGAUCAUGUAGUCAGCCUUCAGAUUCCUGGGAUAAGGAUUAUGAGUCCUUUGUUUUACCCCUACUGGAGGACAAACAACCAUGCUACAUAUUAUUCAGGUUAGAUUCUCAGAAUGCCCAGGGGUAUGAAUGGAUAUUCAUUGCCUGGUCUCCAGAUCAUUCUCAUGUUCGUCAAAAAAUGUUGUAUGCGGCAACAAGAGCAACUCUGAAAAAGGAAUUUGGAGGUGGCCACAUUAAAGAUGAAGUAUUUGGAACAGUAAAGGAAGAUGUAUCAUUACAUGGUUAUAAAAAAUACUUGGUGUCACAAUCUUCUCCUGCCCCAUUGACUGCAGCUGAGGAAGAAUUACGGCAGAUUAAAAUUAAUGAGGUACAAACUGACGUGGGUGUGGACACUAAGCAUCAAACACUACAAGGAGUAGCAUUUCCCAUUUCUCGAGAAGCUUUUCAGGCUUUGGAACAGUUAAGUAACAGACAGCUCAACUAUGUGCAAUUGGAAAUAGAUAUAAAAAAUGAAAUUAUAAUUUUGGCCAACACAACAAAUACAGAACUAAAAGAUUUGCCAAAGAGGAUUCCCAAGGAUUCAGCACGUUACCAUUUCUUCCUGUAUAAACAUUCCCAUGAAGGAGACUAUUUGGAGUCCAUAGUUUUUAUUUAUUCAAUGCCUGGAUACACAUGCAGUAUAAGAGAACGGAUGCUGUAUUCUAGCUGCAAGAGCCCUCUGCUAGAAAUUGUAGAAAGACAACUACAAAUGGAUGUCAUUAGAAAGAUUGAGAUAGACAACGGGGAUGAGUUGACAGCAGACUUCCUUUAUGAAGAAGUACACCCAAAGCAGCAUGCACAUAAGCAAAGUUUUGCAAAACCAAAAGGUCCUGCAGGAAAAAGAGGAAUUCGAAGACUUAUUAGGGGUCCAGCUGAAAGUGAAGCCACUGCUGAUUAAAAUCAUAUAUUAAGCAUUACAAUACUAGUUUUUUUAAAAGUCCAGCUUUUAGUACAGGAACUGAAAUCAUUCCAUGUUGAUACAUAGUAGGGAAAAAAUUGUACUUUUUGAAAAAUAGCACUUUUCACUUCUGUGUGUUUUUAAAAUUAAGGUUAUAGAAGACUCAUGAUCUCUAUUUUUGAGUUAAUGCUAGAAAAGGGUUCGACAUAGUGAUGUUUAAUUUUGUCACACUGUUUUCACAGAGUAAUAAUGAUUCCAUACUUUCACACACUUCUUAAAAUUUUAUACAGUUGGGCCAAUUCCAGAAAGUCUAAUGUCUCAAAGUAAGAUACACUCCUUACUACUCUUUAGUGAGACAUCAAGUUUUUUUCUUGAAGGGAGAAAGACCUUAAAAUAUUCAUACUACUUAAUGAAUAUGUUAAGGACCAGGUUAGAUUAUUUUCUCAGCUUAGAACUUAGUGUGCCUAGGUAAAGGUGAAAAGUUGCUGACUCUGAGAAGCAGGGCUUAGCUCUCAGAUGAUGGGAUCAUGUCUGCAACUUUUAGAAACAGUGCUUUAUUGCAGCAGUCUUUUCUAGUUGACUUUUUUGGUUUUUUUAAAUGGCAUUAAAAUUUCAGAAGAUCAGUUCAUUCUGAAACCUUAAAGGUACCAGAUAUUUUCUAUACUGCAGGAUUUCUGAUGACGUUGAAAGACAUAUUAAACAGCUUUAGUAAAUUC
Messenger RNA from Zalophus californianus (California sea lion), 1881 nucleotides. RefSeq names its product twinfilin actin binding protein 1 (gene TWF1). Gene Ontology annotation, cellular component: myofibril; actin filament; cytoplasm. The transcript has 9 exons. The record is from RefSeq and is a predicted model, not a curated record. Gene Ontology annotation, biological process: barbed-end actin filament capping; actin filament depolymerization; positive regulation of neuron projection development. Lineage: Eukaryota; Metazoa; Chordata; Mammalia; Carnivora; Otariidae. Gene Ontology annotation, molecular function: actin monomer binding; actin filament binding. The coding region runs from base 113 to 1165 and encodes 350 amino acids.